Messenger RNA from Pristis pectinata (smalltooth sawfish), 5630 nucleotides. Its product is annotated as protein transport protein Sec61 subunit alpha. Gene Ontology annotation, cellular component: Sec61 translocon complex; membrane. Lineage: Eukaryota; Metazoa; Chordata; Chondrichthyes; Rhinopristiformes; Pristidae. Gene Ontology annotation, molecular function: ribosome binding; signal sequence receptor activity; transmembrane protein transporter activity. The record is from RefSeq and is a predicted model, not a curated record. The coding region runs from base 97 to 1527 and encodes 476 amino acids. Gene Ontology annotation, biological process: post-translational protein targeting to membrane, translocation; SRP-dependent cotranslational protein targeting to membrane, translocation. The transcript is spliced from 12 exons.
UGGGGGUCACGUGCCUUCAGCGGGCGGUCACGUGAGCGACCCGUCACGUGACCCCAGGAAGCAGCCGCGGUGACGCAGCGAGGUCGGGCGGCGGCGAUGGGCAUUAAAUUUUUAGAAGUCAUUAAGCCAUUUUGUGCUGUUCUACCUGAAAUCCAAAAGCCAGAAAGAAAGAUCCAGUUCAGAGAGAAAGUAUUAUGGACAGCUAUUACACUCUUCAUUUUCCUAGUAUGUUGCCAGAUCCCAUUGUUUGGCAUCAUGUCUUCGGACUCUGCAGAUCCAUUCUAUUGGAUGAGAGUUAUACUGGCAUCAAACAGAGGUACGUUAAUGGAACUGGGUAUCUCUCCAAUUGUAACCUCUGGUCUAAUUAUGCAGCUACUUGCUGGAGCGAAGAUCAUUGAAGUUGGUGACACACCUAAAGAUCGAGCGCUCUUCAAUGGAGCUCAAAAAUUAUUUGGGAUGAUUAUCACCAUUGGUCAGGCCAUUGUCUACGUAAUGACUGGCAUGUAUGGAGAUCCAGCGGAGAUGGGGGCUGGCAUUUGUCUGCUCAUCAUUAUACAGCUGUUUGUUGCUGGGCUGAUAGUUCUGUUGCUGGAUGAACUGCUGCAGAAGGGUUACGGUCUGGGUUCGGGUAUCUCCUUGUUCAUCGCCACAAACAUCUGUGAAACCAUUGUAUGGAAGGCCUUCAGCCCCACCACCAUCAACACCGGCAGGGGCAUUGAAUUUGAAGGUGCGAUAAUCGCACUCUUCCAUCUCCUGGCAACGCGGCAAGACAAGGUCCGGGCUUUGCGGGAAGCUUUCUACCGACAGAACCUGCCCAAUCUCAUGAACCUCAUUGCCACCAUCUUUGUGUUUGCUGUUGUUAUCUACUUUCAGGGGUUCCGAGUGGAUCUGCCCAUCAAGUCGGCUCGUUACCGUGGCCAGUACAGCAGCUACCCCAUAAAGCUGUUCUACACGUCAAAUAUCCCCAUUAUUCUUCAGUCCGCUCUUGUGUCCAACCUCUAUGUCAUCUCCCAGAUGCUGUCGGUCCGGUUCAGCGGCAACUUCCUGGUCAACCUGCUGGGUCAGUGGGCCGAUGUGAGUGGAGGUGGGCCAGCUCGCUCCUAUCCAGUCGGUGGCCUCUGCUACUACCUCUCUCCUCCAGAAUCCAUCAGUGCCGUGUUCGAUGAUCCCAUUCACGUCACAGUUUACAUAAUUUUCAUGCUUGGAUCGUGUGCUUUCUUCUCUAAGACUUGGAUAGAUGUUUCUGGUUCUUCUGCUAAGGAUGUCGCUAAGCAGCUGAAGGAACAACAAAUGGUAAUGAGAGGCCACAGGGAGACCUCGAUGGUCCACGAACUCAAUAGAUAUAUUCCAACAGCCGCUGCUUUCGGUGGCCUUUGUAUUGGAGCACUGUCUGUUCUGGCAGAUUUCCUCGGAGCGAUUGGAUCUGGAACGGGAAUCCUGCUCGCUGUUACUAUCAUCUAUCAGUAUUUUGAAAUCUUUGUGAAGGAACAAGCUGAGGUUGGAGGAAUGGGUGCGUUAUUCUUCUGAAUCGCCAAGAUCCGGAAGGUUUUAUUUAUGCAAAAGGUUUUUUUUAAACCCCCGCACUUUAUGUCACUUCUAUGUAAAGGGAGUUUUUUCCACAUCCCACUUCACCCCUGUUACAAGGCAGCAAACUCUGUACGUACGCAACACUUUCCUGGCUGCCUUACCCCUUUACCACUUGCGGUAUUCCUUAGUAAAGUGUUGAAAAACAGUGCUUUCUAGGACAUUAUGGCACCAGCACAGGUCCUGUGAUACACGCGUGUUCAAUGAGCAUGCCAAUUUCAAUUUACUUUCAGACUUCAUUUCACUUAAUUUAACUAACUGGAAGAUUUUAGCUGUUUAAAAUUAUGCCUUUCAAACUGUUAAAUAAAACCAUUGAAGCACAAUGUUUUAGAUAUGUGACUAUUUUAGUGUAUCAUAGAUUUAGCAAGUCCAGUGUUUGUUUUCCCUCAUGUAUAUACCUGUUGUUAUAUACCCGCAGCAAUAGAAACACAGCCAUGUUUAAAUGUUAGAAUCUAUUUAUUAAUAACUACUUAUAAUAAUGAGAAAUAAAAACAUUAAGAUAUCAGACAUUGACUGUGUGUGUGUGUGUGUGUGUGGCAAGUUCCCAAACCCCACGUCUGCGAACAGAUUUCAAAGUUCAGUUCAGCAAGUCAUAAAGCAAAACGAUGAGCAAAGGCUUCUGAAAACCUCAUUUGGAUGUAGAGAGAAUAUAUUUACGAAUCCCACAAGUUCCACGAUGGAACAAUACGACAUUUCAAUCGCCGAAGAACUCUGCUGCUUUUAGUCAGAGAUAUCUGCCACUUCGGUCGAUACGUGGCAGCCCACAGAUAUACCUGAUUCCUGGUACAGGUUAACACAAAGUAGACUCCACCGAUUACUCCAAAGAUCCAUACAUGGAUUGUAUAGUGACAGUCACAAUGAUUGUGAUUCACUCGUUGAUACAGAAACUGGAUGUCAGUGCUACCAACUCUGUCUUGUCUGUGCCCUUGCCAGCACAUCAGUGAAUUUUCUUCAGACUCUUCCAGCAUUCCAGUUAUAGACGCUUUUUCCGCUCCCACUUUUAGUAGUCAGAUAAAGCCACACACUCUCUACUACACUACCGUCCAGGUGCCUUAAAGGGACCCUCACCGAGUAGCAACCUGGCUCGUAACACUGGCACUGCAUACUAGUUAUUCAAUGCUUGUGCUUGGAUUACAGGUCCAAAUCACUCACCUGUAUCCGGCAGUUGAUCUGUGCCAAACCCAUUCAUGUAAAUAUCAGUGCCCUAUUGAUUAAGGGUUUGUACUGAGACCAUGUACAUUAAACAGUUCAUUUUAUUUAUUGUGUAUAAAAUGUAAAGAUGAGCAGUUGGCAUUUUUACAAGUAUUUGUGCCUAAAGAGGCACGUUGAAUUAUGUUGAAGUGUGCACUACAGCUGUACUGAGGCAGUUGUGUUGAUAUUGUAAGUAAGUUGGUGCUUUUUGAUCUGGGCAAAGUUGGAACGAACUGCCUUUGAGUGAGUAAUGAAAAAUUUAAUAAAUGUUUAUACUACAUUAAUCACUUAUCGAUGAUUUGCUUCAAACCAUGCUUUCAACAUGAUGCAAAUUAAGUCAUUCUUAAAACCAAUUUUAAAGUUAAACCAUUUAAAAAGCUAAUAUUUAUCCAUGAUUAGCACUGCAAUAGUAGUAUUUUGGUGUGCUGCAGUCAAAGUGAAAGCAAAUUUUCCAAAUUUCUUUCAAAAAAGGCAUGAAUCAUAGAUGAUAUCACGAUAUCCCAGUGUGAUGUAACAGUUACUAAAUUCCCUUUAUCUGUAAUUUUUGGAGAGUUGUUGUAUCACUACCAGUGUUUUAUACCUGGUGAGACCAGAUGGUGAAUGACCAAGUUCUUCAAGCACAGGAAGUCUUAUUUGUAUUAACCAGUAUGUUCCUCAACAUCUGUUUUCCACAAUACUGUGGAGUGUCUAUGUGUAAACAGCUGUGAGCAUUGGCACCCCACACCUCUAGGGGCCUGAACUGAAUCCUGACUUGGGUGCUCUCUGUGUGGAGUGUACACAUUCUCCCUGUGACCUUGCAGGUUUCCUCUCGGGUCUGAAAGAUGUGCUGAGGGUUAAUUGGCCCCUGAAGUUGUAGUGGCCCCUGAACUCCCAGCACAUCUUUAAGAUCUGGAAGGAAACUCCAGGGAUAAAGAACGCAAGGGGUGUUGAUGGGUAGUGGGGAAAGAACAGUUGGAGGGAAGAAGGGGAAUAGAUCUCAUGGGAGCUCUUCUAUGGGCCAUCAUGGACCUUGUGGCCUGAAUGGUCUCCUGUGCCUGGGUAAGCUGGAGCUUUGCUUUAACAAUGAUUUUUGCACGCUGGUUCAAGGUUGGGCGUGUCGGCCAUGAAGUUUGUACUCAGCUCUAGGGUGGGUACUAACCAAGCCACAGUGAACAUAGGGAGAGUGUGCACAAACCCAGAUUCUAAUUAACCUAAGAGCUGUACCAAGAAGUUCUUGGGGAAAAAUGCAAUCAUCUUACCAUUACAUUGAUUUCUAGGACAGCCAGCAACAUGAACAACUUGCUUGCUCUGCAUGAAAGUGAGGUUUUGGUUUUGCACACAUUCUCAAUGACCUUUCUGUGUUUAAAAAUGUAGCAGCACACCUCUUUGUUUUGAGAUUGAGAAACCAUGAAGCUUGUAAUCUUCCAUAAAACAUCACUUAGAUAAAUAAGGAAUUCGCAAGUACAUUGAGGUUGAUAUCAUGCUGGGAGAAACCAUGUGUACACAUUUACAUAAGUGUUUUAAUGAAGGUAUUACAGUAAUUUCACAAAGAAUUUAAUAGCUGUCAACGUAAACUCUUCACGUGAUUUCAAUUACAUGAAAUCCUUCACGCUUCCAACAAGUUUACUAAACUUAACCAAUUUCACUGAAUGAUGAACUAACACAUAGAACUUUACAUAAAGACUAAAUGAGUAUCACAGACAAGAUUUUCUGAAAUGCUGAGCCUAUAGGUUAACGCCUUUCCUAUGUUACAUUUGGAUAAUUUGAUUGCUCAGUGUUCUGAAUUGGGUCGCGUAGUCGUCUAAUUCAAAUGCAAGCAUCUUGCUGCUAACCACUAAAACAUUUUCAACUGUUCUAACGUAACAAGAACCCACAUUAAAAUUGCUAUCUUAAAUAAAAGCAACUAUGUUGCAGCAACAUUACCACCUAAAUCAGAUUUACAUUAAAAAUAUCAUCUUACUAAAAGCAGUUGAAAAGAACAGAAAUUCAUUGUUAAAUGUAUUGUAAACAUUGCAAGAGAAUCCUCUAUAAUAGGUGGAAUGCACUUUUUGUUUAAACUGUUUUGCAGUUUAUUGCAGAAUGUUGAAUGAUUUGCAUGGAUCCGUCAGGUGUAGAUGGAAUGCUCUCAAAGACAGUAAAAACUGAUUAAUGGAUGCAAGUAAGGUUUGUCCUUUACUGCAUGUAGAGUGGGAGAAGGCACAAUCCUGACAGUCCCUUGUGCCUGCUCCGCCCAUUGUCUAAUAUUGUUGCUGACUCUACACCUCCAGUACACCUGCCUGGCCAAGUCCUCGUUACUUCAACUAAACCAGUGUCUGCCAUGAACUUACUCAGUGACUGAGCAUUCAGUUUUCUGUGGUAGAGACGUCCAAAGUUUCACAAGCCUACAUAUAAAGAAACUUCUCCUCAGCUCAUUCCAAAAGAUCAGACCAUUAUCUUACAACUAAGUCGACCAGAGGACAGAGCAUCUACCCUGCCAACAGCUCCCUACCCACAGUGUCUUGUCUAAAGGAAUAUCAGUAGUUACUGUGAUUCAACUGCAGCACUGAGAACUUGUGUGGAAGAUGCAACUAAACACUUGCUGGGUUCCUCUCUUCAGACAACAUUACCAGAGUACUCCCAUUUUACCCCAAGUUACACUGCAAGAAGCUUCUAGUAGCAGCCAGAACAGCUAACGUUCACAUUUUCCUAAUAACCAACUGUAGAUGAAUCACCUGGGGAUGCUGUAUGCUUGGGCAACUAAUGGUCUGCUGGAGGAACUCAGCGGGUGGAGCAGUGUCUGUGGAGAGAAAGAAAUUGUCGACGCUUUGGGUCAAAACCCUGCAUCAGGACUGGGAGUGGAGAGGGGAGACGGUCGGUAAUGACAGGGGAAGUGGUGA